This is a messenger RNA of Magallana angulata, 2287 nucleotides long. RefSeq names its product alpha-amylase-like. The record is from RefSeq and is a predicted model, not a curated record. Bases 108 to 2225 code for a protein of 705 amino acids. The transcript is spliced from 7 exons. Gene Ontology annotation, molecular function: cation binding; alpha-amylase activity. NCBI's taxonomy places the organism in Eukaryota, Metazoa, Mollusca, Bivalvia, Ostreida, Ostreidae. Gene Ontology annotation, biological process: carbohydrate metabolic process.
AUUACGUCUUUGGGUCUCAAGAUUUGCGUUAUAUAAGGUAUUUAAGGUCAGACCGUUAGAUAAGACGCUUCCUUUCACUGUGUCGCUAGAUUGGCGGAGAACACGGAAUGUACUUGUUUCCCACAGGAAUCCUAUGCCUCCUCCCGGCAUUCCUAACAGCCGUUUUGGGGGCGUACACGGAUCCCCACUGUCAGGGAAAGCAGGUCAUUGUCCACCUGUUUGAGUGGAAGUGGUCCGACAUAGCCAACGAAUGUGAGAGGUACCUAGGAAAGAAGGGCUUCUGUGGGGUCCAGGUGUCCCCUCCCAAUGAGCACGUGGUGGUCACUCAACCCAUGCGUCCGUGGUGGGAGAGGUAUCAACCGGUCAGUUACAAACUCCACAGCAGGGGAGGGACGGAGGCAGAGUUUAAGGACAUGGUCACCAGGUGUAAGAACGUCGGGGUCAGGGUGUACGUGGAUUCUGUUGUCAAUCACAUGGCCGGUCUGGGGAGGCAGGGGUCGGGAUCCGGGGGCACCUCCUUUAAUUCGGACAACUUCGACUUCCCAGGGGUACCAUUCAGAAGAGAGCAUUUCAAUUCCCGAGACAAGUGUCCGUCUCACGACGGCAACAUCAACAACUAUGGCGACCCUAACAACGUCAGGAACUGCUUCCUGGUGGGUCUGACGGAUCUAGACCAGAGUCAGGAGUACGUCAGGACCAAAAUAGCCGAGUUCUACAACCACUGCAUAGAUGUGGGCGUGGCAGGCUUCCGUAUCGACGCCGCCAAACACAUGUGGCCUGGGGAUAUUAAGGCAAUUCAAGACAAAACGAAAGACCUUCCGGAAGGAGGUCGGCCAUUCUUCUACCACGAAGUCAUAGACCAGAAUGAUGGCGCCAUCAAGGUCGGCGAGUACACCCCUCUAGGAUAUGUCACAGAGUUUAGGUAUUGUCAGAAGAUUGCUGAAGGGAUAAGAAAUUUUGGAAUGCUUCAUGGAGUUUAUGAUCCAGGCUGGGGAAUGACCGACAGUGCGCAUGCGUUCGUUUUUGUCGAUAACCAUGACAACCAGAGAGGCCAUGGUGGAGGUGGAAAUCUCAUCACACAUAAGCAUCCACGUGACUACAAAAUGGCGGUCGCAUUCACACUGGCAUACAACUAUGGUUUUACACGAGUCAUGAGCAGUUAUUAUUUCCAAAGCUCUGAUCAGGGCCCUCCGCACAAUGGCGAUUACUCUGCUAAAGACGUAACUAUCAAUGCUGAUGGGUCUUGUGGUAACGGAUGGGUAUGUGAACAUCGAUGGAACCCGAUUGGAAAUAUGGUGGCUUUCAGAAACGCUGUUGCCGGAACAGGAGUCGAUAAUUGGAGAAAUGAAAACGAAGAAGUUUCAUUUUCUCGAGGUCAGAAAGGUUUCUUUGCAAUGGCAAAGAGUGGGCACAUGGACAGGACACUGCAUACUGGACUCCCUGCUGGCGAAUAUUGUGAGCUAGUGUCAGACUGUAAGAAGAAAAUCACGGUAGAUGGCAGCGGAAACGCCCACAUUGUGAUCGACAACAGUGCAGAACCAGUCAUAGCCUUUAUUGUCGGUGGCCCAACUGGAUCGACUGGUUCAUUUGGAGGAGGAUCUAGUGGCUCUGGAAGCCAGUCUGUGACGUCAGCACCUGCUACACCCGUGCCCUCUGUCGGUCCCGCUCCUGAGGGAUGGGCGCGGACUGUCAUAAUGAUCGAAAGACAAACCAUGCCCGGACAGGACCUGUUCAUUCGCGGGGGUAUAGAUCACAACCACAGACAAGGAUGUACAACUCAAGCUUCAACUAGCGCAUGCGCAAUACCAAUAAAAACUCUUCAUCUUGGCACUGGGUCACACUAUGCACAAUACAACGCAUGGAGCACCGGCGACCAUUACUUAGAUUGGUAUGGAAUGGAGACUGGGCAGCAUAGCUACCACGGACACAGUCCGUCCGGAACUCCAGCCGUCUGGACCACAAACGUAGAGGGGGCCGCCGGCUACACCCCUCUCAACACUUACGGGCAACACUACUGGUUGAUUGACGUACAGAUGGAUUGUUCAAGGACUGAGAAUGGUUGGUUUGAGUUAAAGGCGCUCGUUAAUGGUCAAUGGGAAGGAAACAUCGGUGGACAAACUUGCGGAACCCCUCCGUAUUCAUCCCAGAAUCAUUGGGCAAAAUGUGGAUUUAAAAACGUGUUUCAUUUUAACAGUGGACGGUGUCAAAUCAGUGAUCUCAGCUAGGAUAAUUUGUGAAUUGCUUUAUUGUUAUUUGUUUUUGCAUUUAAUAAAUCAUUUUGAUAGUA